CGCGCACCGCCAAGUUGCAGACGAACACGACGCGCUUCGUCGCCAGCCUUGCCGGCGCCGACGCGCUCUUUGGCGCGGUCUACUUCGUCGUAAGGCUGCUGAUGAUGACGCUCGGAGAGCAGCAUCACAGUCGAGCGUCGUGCGUAUUCACGACGGCCGUCGUCGUGUUCGCCGUCGCGUCGACGAUGACGUCGCUCGUGCUCAUCACUGCCGACCGCUUCUUCGCCGUCACGCGGCCUGUGCUGUACAAGACGCGGCUGACGCGUCGCGUGGCGCGUCGGCUGAUCGCGUUCAGCUGGACGUACGGCGCGGCGACGACGUGCACACGCAUCGUGUACUUCCUCGUCGCCAACUACGUCGUCGUGCUGCUCGUCAUGGUGUACACCUACGUCGCCAUACUGCGUCUGAGUCUCGCGCGCGUCGCCCAUCAGCACGCGGGAGGCGCGACCGUGGCGCCAUCUCCGUUCAAAUCGAGAACGACGCAGAUGACGGUGAUCAUCAUCAGCCUGGCGGUGACGUGCAUGUUACCGCACAUGGUUUACAUGGUGGCGAUCCACGCGCGCGGCUCGCACGAGCCGUACGGCUGGCUGAGGAACGUGCGCUCCGUGCUGCUCGUGCUCAACUCGCUCGCCAACCCGUUCAUCUACGUCUGGCAGAACAGACAGUUUCGCGCCGCCAUUCUCGCGCUCGUCUGCAAGCAGACGUCUGCGACCUACGACUGUCGCGACGCCACGCGGCGACACGCUUACGUCGACGCGUCACUCGUGCAAGAUGGCGGCUUGGCGAACCGUACACGGGCAGAGACGCUGUGCGGCGAAG
Priapulus caudatus is the source of this 819-nucleotide messenger RNA. RefSeq names its product adenosine receptor A2b-like. The transcript is spliced from 2 exons. Gene Ontology annotation, cellular component: membrane. The record is from RefSeq and is a predicted model, not a curated record. The annotation marks the transcript as partial. Gene Ontology annotation, biological process: G protein-coupled receptor signaling pathway. Lineage: Eukaryota; Metazoa; Priapulida; Priapulimorpha; Priapulimorphida; Priapulidae. Gene Ontology annotation, molecular function: G protein-coupled receptor activity.